AUGCCACUUCCUAAAAAUAAACUCGAGUGCUGUAUCCGACAUCCCAACUCUACUGAAGUCCUCAUAUGUACUAGCUGCAAUAAAAAAUACCACUAUAAUUGUGUCAGCACGUCAAAAACCCCGUUUGGUGAUCUAACUGACGCCUACAAAGUGAAUUGGCUGUGCCCAUCGUGCGCUAGGCCGAAGUCAGACAAUUCAAACACGCCCAUAAGAGGAGCUCCUUUACCUCGAGAAGUACAACCAGUAUCCCCUCUUCCGUUUGACGAGGUUCGUAAAAUAGUGCGGGAAGAGCUUGGAGCCGUAUUGGAGGUCUUCAAAACUAACAUUCGGGAACAAUUUAAACUACAAACACAAGAGGUCUUAGAUCAACUAUCUGGCGUGACGAACUCGUUAACAUUCCUUGAACAACAAUACGAACAAGUUGCUAGUGAGCUAAGUGUAAAAACAAAGGCUAUAAAAGUGUUAGAAUCUGAGAAUAUAUCACUUAAGUCAACUGUUAAGGACCUUAAUGUAAGACUGUCAAUAGUGGAACAACAGUCUCGUGCUGCAAACCUUGAAAUACAAAACGUCCCGGAGUUUGUUUCAGAAAAUCUACCUACCACAAUUAAGCAAUUAGCUUUAACAGUAAACUGUGAGCUUGUGGAAUCCGAUAUAUCAUAUUGUUCCCGGCUUGCGAAGGCAAACAAGGAUUCUACUCGUCCCCGCUCUGUGCUGGUAAAAUUUACUAACCCUAGAAUCCGGGAUACUGUACUUGCAGCGGUCAUUACAUUCAAUAAAAAAGCUGGAAAUAACACUGAGAAACUGAACACUAGCCAUUUGGGGUUAAGUGGAAGCAAGUAUCCUAUCUUUGUGCCCACCUCACAUCAUCCCAGAAGCAAUUGCAUGCUAAAGCUCGCCUCAGGGCUAAGGAGUUGGGCUACAAGUUUGUGUGGAUCAAGAACGGCCGCAUCUUUAUGCGCAAGGAGUCCUCUUCUGCGUACAAAUAUAUUAAAGAUUUAG
This is a messenger RNA of Leptosia nina, 999 nucleotides long. The record is from the annotation of a GenBank genome assembly. Lineage: Eukaryota; Metazoa; Arthropoda; Insecta; Lepidoptera; Pieridae.